Talpa occidentalis (Iberian mole) is the source of this 241-nucleotide messenger RNA. RefSeq names its product ATP synthase subunit epsilon, mitochondrial-like. The record is from RefSeq and is a predicted model, not a curated record. The coding region runs from base 22 to 177 and encodes 51 amino acids. Gene Ontology annotation, molecular function: proton-transporting ATP synthase activity, rotational mechanism. Gene Ontology annotation, cellular component: mitochondrial inner membrane. NCBI's taxonomy places the organism in Eukaryota, Metazoa, Chordata, Mammalia, Eulipotyphla, Talpidae. Gene Ontology annotation, biological process: proton motive force-driven mitochondrial ATP synthesis. The transcript has a single exon.
CACGCCGACUCCCGCGACAGCAUGGUGGCCUACUGGCGACAGGCUGGGCUCAGCUACAUUCGAUACUCCCAGAUCUGCGCAAAAGCAGUGAGAGAUGCUCUGAAGUCAGAGUUCAAAGCCAGCGCCGAGAAGACUUCCGGCAGCAGGGUAAAAAUUGUGAAAGUGAAAAAGAAGUAAUGUACCCUGACUAAAGCUUGUGAUGCUCCAUUUUCGAGGUGAAGAUGUGUGGGCGCACGUUAUG